This is a messenger RNA of Lachnellula hyalina, 1305 nucleotides long. RefSeq lists its product as uncharacterized. Gene Ontology annotation, biological process: regulation of transcription by RNA polymerase II. Lineage: Eukaryota; Fungi; Ascomycota; Leotiomycetes; Helotiales; Lachnaceae. The record is from RefSeq and is a predicted model, not a curated record. The transcript has 2 exons. Bases 1 to 1305 code for a protein of 434 amino acids. Gene Ontology annotation, molecular function: zinc ion binding; DNA-binding transcription activator activity, RNA polymerase II-specific.
AUGACAUCUCCUAGUCAAUCACUCACUCACUCACCUAUUCGAGGUAGAGCGAGGGACAUCGCACUUGCUGCAUUCAUUCCCUGUCCGGGGACUCUAGCGGCUGAAUAUACUGACACCCUCAAGUGUGACGAAGUUAGACCCGAAUGCAAGAAAUGCAUAGAUUUCGGUGUGACCUGCAAUUAUGAUCUCAAGAUCCCAGACCUUCAAAUGGUCUUUGAUAGACCAGCCAAUAACAACGAUAACGAUGCCCGGAAGGUGGCUAAGAAGUCCUUCCUGGUCAACCCAGCACGCUAUGGCAAUGGCGUAGUUGAAGUACCUGCUGUUCUGACCCCUCUCAUCUCCGUCUCUGACGGCCAAUCGAGCUUCGACCUCGACCACUAUAGUCUUGGUCUACUCAACCGAUUCCAUACGAGAACCAUUCUCACCUUGGGAAGUGCAAAGACUGCCUCCAUAUAUCAAGAAGUAUCAGUCCGUGAGGCUUUCGCACAUCCAUAUCUGAUGCACAUCGUUCUGACGUUGACAUCGAUUCACGAUCGUUACUUGGCCCCCACACCCAGCUUCAAACCAACCAUAAAAGAAUGUCAUCACUGGUCGCAAGGUGCUUCUUUGCUCAACAAGAAAUUAUCAACUCCUUGGCCACCAGAUGACCGAGACUCCCUAUGGACGGCUGCUGCUCUCUUGGGCGCGGUGACUUUCUGUUGUGUCGAAGCCGCGACGCCAGAAGAAGCAUGGCCUCUCAAAGACUCGGACCACUCUGAUCUUGAAUGGCUAAGAAUGAGUGAUGGAAAGCAGGUGAUCUGGCAGAUGGCAGAUCCGACAAGACCCGAGAGCGCUUUCCAUGAUCUUGCCGUCGAGCUUCGCAACGACAGCUCUCAUGCGCACAACUUUGACUUCAGCCUUGAACAGGUCCCUCUUCAGUUCAUUCUUCUCUAUAAUCUCAACUGCGAAUCCACGGCCGAGAAUAACCCAUAUUACGAAUCUAUACGCUACCUAAUAUCACUGCUCCGAAUGGAAUGCAAUCACACUACCAUUGUAAAAUAUCUCUCCUUCUUGAGUCACAUGGGGCAAGAUUUCAAAGCACUCGUGAAGCAGAAAGACCCGCGAGCGCUCUUACUGGUGGCCUAUUGGUUUGGAAGAGUUUCCCAUGGGACCUGGUGGAUUGCUGGAAGGGCACUGAUUGAAGGACAAUCCAUUUGCUUGUAUCUGGAAAGAUACUUCCCACAAGAAACGACAAUGCAAGAGCUUUUGCAGUUCCCAAAGAUGGAUUUGGGGCUUCCGAUGGAUUCCGUACCUCACCUUAACUAG